AUGACAGACUCGCAGUUUACUACACAUGUGGUUUUCUUAUUGUGGUUCAUUUGGAAAGAACGGUGUAAUUGUGUGUUCAAUCAUAUCUCCCCAAAUUCUCUUUCGGUGGCGUCGAGGGCUUUUAGAGCUUCAUCGGAAUUUCUGGCAAUUCCUACUUUCAUCAGCCCAAAGAUUCACCGCCCUUGCAACUCUGAGGAUUCCUUUCAUUGGCUUCCACCUCCAGUUCACUCUUGGAAAAUUAACACGGAUGCGGCAUGGGAUUCUUCCACUCUUUCUUGUGGGCUCUCAGCUCUAUUACGUGACUCUACUGGAACUUUAGUAAAAGGCUUGUCCCAGUCGAAUUUUGCUUCCUCCUCCUUGGCUGCUGAAGCUAUGGCUAUUGAUCUUGGCCUCAGCCUUGCCUCCUCUAUACCUCUUUCUUCUUUUCAGUUGGAAUCAGACUCUUUGGUUUUGAUAUCAGCUUUUUUAAAUCCUUUGUCUGCGGUUGACUGGUCGACUUCUCAGAUUGUUUCCACCAUCCGAACGAAGGCUUCUAGCUUCAACCGUGUAAACUGGCGUUGGACCAGUAGGAGGACAAACGCUGCUGCGGAUCUUGUGGCAGCGUGGGCCUCGCGCAGGGUGUGCCCGGUGGAUUGGGACUCCAAUCCCCCUCCCUCCCUAAUGCGCAUUUUACUUUAUGAUGCAGCUGGUCCCCCCCCUUAG
Messenger RNA from Rosa rugosa (rugosa rose), 702 nucleotides. RefSeq lists its product as uncharacterized. The transcript has a single exon. The coding region runs from base 1 to 702 and encodes 233 amino acids. Lineage: Eukaryota; Viridiplantae; Streptophyta; Magnoliopsida; Rosales; Rosaceae. The record is from RefSeq and is a predicted model, not a curated record. Gene Ontology annotation, molecular function: RNA-DNA hybrid ribonuclease activity; nucleic acid binding.